This is a messenger RNA of Toxotes jaculatrix (banded archerfish), 687 nucleotides long. It is a transcript of the gene mrps21, whose product is annotated as mitochondrial ribosomal protein S21. Gene Ontology annotation, cellular component: ribosome. Bases 44 to 307 code for a protein of 87 amino acids. The record is from RefSeq and is a predicted model, not a curated record. Gene Ontology annotation, biological process: translation. The transcript has 2 exons. Gene Ontology annotation, molecular function: structural constituent of ribosome. NCBI's taxonomy places the organism in Eukaryota, Metazoa, Chordata, Actinopteri, Toxotidae.
GUGUUUCCCGACGGUCUUUGUUUGAGCUAGCGCCGAUCUCAUCAUGGCGAGGCAUAUUCGCUUUGUUGCUCGGACAGUGAUGGUUCAAGACGGCGACGUCGAUGCAGCGUACAAGACUUUAAACAGGAUCCUGACUCAGGAAGGGAUUAUUGACACUGUGAAGCGGAAGCGCUACUACGAGAAACCCUGCCAAGAGCGACAGCGGAAGAACUUUGAGAACUGUAGGCGAAUCUACCACAUGGAAAUGGCCAGGAAACUUGCCUUCAUCUCCAGGACGAACAGAGAGGAUCCCUGGCUUGGCUGCUAGGGAAAUGGAGUGUGAUGAAACAGAACAUCAUCAGACCGGUAGAGAUGGAGCCAGCAAAGUGGAGGAAGCAAACAAUGUCAAUGCAGUGUCACUGAGAGAUCUAGAUGAACUUGGGAAAUAGUGAAAGUAAUGGCUUUCAUGAUGUCACGUUGUUUCACAGUAAGAGAAAGACGACGUUUGUAGAUGUGCAUUCAUAUUUGUUUCAACACGUUGCUUUUUCUUUUUUCCCCCUUAAAUUCUGACUGCAGUGCUUAUCUGAAUUUUUGUAGUCAUUCUUAGUUGUAAUGAGCAAGUUAAGGAACGCUUGGUUGAUAAACUUGUGUUUUGAAUCUUCCCACACAGUCUUGCUAAUGGAUAAGCAAAUAAAUGUGAUACAAAAA